AUGAAGUCUUUCACUGCCAUCUCCUCCCUCCUGCUCCUCGGAGCCGCCUCCGUCUUCGCCGCUCCCGUCUCGGAGCGGGAAGUCCCGGCACCAACUGAAAUGGACAUCACGUCGUUCAGCGCCAACACGUUGCCGCACGGCGAUGGUGCCUUCAUCUCCUUCAACCUAGCCAUCCCCGGCACGACCAUCAACACGCAGUGCGCGUACUCCGACGGGACCUCGAUCUCCUCGCUGCCCCGCGUCCCGCUGCGCAAUUGUGCCGACCCGGCCGUCUCGUGGCAGUUCAACCAGGACCCCUCGCAGCCCGGCACCCAGGGCCAGUACCGCGUCGUCAUCACCUACGCCUACGACGGCGUCAAGCGCGUCGCUGGAUACCACGAGUGGCCCGCUACUGACUUCCCGCUCGAGGAGUGGGGAUCCACUUACGAGACGUUCUACCGUGGGCAGGCGGAUUUCUCGAUCAAUAACUUGGCUUAG
Molecule: messenger RNA, 477 nt
Organism: Hypoxylon fragiforme
Lineage: Eukaryota; Fungi; Ascomycota; Sordariomycetes; Xylariales; Hypoxylaceae
Exons: 2
Coding region: 1-477 (158 amino acids)
Source: RefSeq, a predicted model, not a curated record